AUGAGCGCCAUGCUCCGCCGCCUGGCCGUCCUGAUAUCACUCACGGUAAGCGCCAUCGCACCGGUCGACGCGGCGAACAGGAACAGCGGCCGCUUCAUCGUCGAGUACGCCAAGCACGUGCGGCGCAGUCAGGCCCAGGCGUUCGCCUCCAAAGUCCCGGUUGUCACGUCGUGGGAGAACGAGGUCUUCAGGGGCGCUGCCGUCAAUUCCGAGAGUCACACCCUCGAGUCGCUCCUGGACAUGCCCGAGGUUGCUCGCGUGUGGUACAACCGCGAGAUCCCUCUCGACAAUGCAGGCCUGACUAACACUUUUACCGAUGAUGCUGAGUACCUCAGAUACUCUACCCACCGCGCCACGGGCGUCGAUGCCUUGCACGAGGAGGGUAUUACGGGGCAGGGCGUCAAGAUCGGAAUUGUCGACUCGGGCAUCGAUUAUACACAUGAUGCACUCGGCGGCGGAAUUGGAACUGGGUUCAAGGUGGCCGGAGGUUACGACUUUGUGGGAACCGGCGACUGGCCAAACGGUCCCAAGCAGCCAAGCAACGACCCCCGGGAUAAACUUGGUCAUGGCACGCACGUCGCCGGCAUCGUCGGCGGAAACUCGACCUUGUUUAGGGGCGUGGCUCCCGAUGCAACCAUCUAUGCCUACAAGGUGCUUGCGAACCCGGGCACCACCGACGACGCCACCAUCAUCGACGCUUUUCUGCGGGCCUACGACGACGGCAUGGACAUCAUCACCGCCAGCCUGGGCGGUACCGGCGGGUGGGCCGAUAGCCCGUGGGCCAUUGUCGCCUCUCGUCUUGUUGAUCUCGACGUCGUAGUGACCAUCGCUCAGGGCAACAAGGGCGCCGCCGGACCGUUUCAUGGCGGCACCGGCUCCGAGGGUAAAAACGUUCUCGCCGUAGGCUCCGUGAAAGCCCAGUCGGGGGCCAUGGCGCGCUUCAAAGCCACAUUUUGGCAGCCCGAUGGUUCUAAAAAUACUGUGGGAAUCGGCUACAUGCCCGGCAACGGCUACUGGGGAGAGCCCAAUGGCUGGCGCAUCGUGCCCAUGAUGCUGGAUAUCAAUGCCACCGAUGAUGCCUGCGCGCCCUACCCUUCGGGAUACGCCAAUCUUACCGGUCUCAUCCCCUUGGUCCGCCGUGGCACCUGCUCGUCCGACAUCAAGAAGAGCAACCUGCUCGCGCUUGGUGCCGAGUUCGUCCUGAUGUAUAACGACGGAAGGGAAAUGACGCAACCCUACACCACCGACUUCAGCAACUACAUUGCCAUCAUAGACAAGGAUUCUGGCGAGGCUAUCGUCCAAACCAUAGCUGCAGGCGGAGAAGUCACGGCCGACUUCUCUGGCGGCUUUGUUCCUUACGUCAGCUCACCACUCACCGAGACCAAUUACCCGAGCGAUUUCACCUCGUGGGGCGGCAGCAACGACCUCGGCUUCAAGCCCGAGAUCUCAGCGCCCGGCGGUGACAUUUUCAGCACCUGGCCCGACAACCUCUACGGCACUUCGAGCGGCACCAGCAUGGCAACGCCCUAUAUCGCCGGUGUCGCGGCGCUUUACAUCGGCAAGCACGGUGGCAGGGAUAAGCACGGGUCCGGGUUCGCCAGGAUGCUCACGCGGCGCAUCAUCUCCAGCGGUGAAGGGGUCCCCUGGUACGACGGCAAGGCCGAUGACAUGUACGCGCCGACGGCGCAGGUCGGUGCCGGACUAAUCAACGCAGUCAAGGUGGUGAGCUCGACGACGACGCUCGACUUUGACCCCAUCGCGCUCAACGACACUGCCAACUUUGUCGCCACGCACCACAUCAAAGUGCGCAACGACGCCGACAAGCCCGUCACCUACAACUUCUCCCUCGUCGCCCACGCCGGCGUCAACAUAUACCAGGAGCUCGACUCGACCGAAUACUCUCCCCGGAUCAAGGCCCUCGAGGAGCUGUCGCCCGUCAAGAUGGCCGCCACGGCGUCCCUCCCGGACCCGCUGACCCUGCAGCCAGGCGAGUCCAGGGAGGUCAACGUCACGUUCGACAAGCCCUCGUUCGGCCACCCGCGCAACCUCCCCCUCUACGGCGGCAAGAUCCUCAUCAACCGCAACGACAGCGACGAGGUGCUCGGCGUGCCGUACAUGGGGCUCGCGGCGGACCUCAAGGCCGAGAUGGACGACAUGUUCAUGCAGAACACGGCCAAGGCGACGCACUACUGGUCGUUCCAGACGCUGGACCAGAAGCCCGGGGUCACCUUCAGCCUGUGGCAUGACGUCGACUUUCUGCUGCUGGAGCCGCAGCUCAAGUGGGGCACGCGGGAGCUUCGCUUCGACAUCUUCACCGCCGACUACAACGAGACCCGCUGGACGUGGCCGCCGGUCGAGGGCGUCAACGGGUACCUGGGCUCGGCGGCGUACUACCGCUUGUCAAGCAGCACCUGGAACCCCUACAGCAACGCGGAUCCGAACGACGCGGUCGCGUUCCCGGCGCGCAACCUGUACCGCAACGCCGUCACUACCGACUACAAGUACAGCUACAUGUGGCAGGGUCUGCUGGCCAAUGGGUCGCAGAUCGAGCUGGGCAGUUACAACCUGCGUUUUGCGGCGCUGCGGCCGUUUGGCGACCGGAACAAGUCAGACGACUGGUCCGGCUUUGCGAGCCCGUUUCGGGUGCUAGGCAAGUUUGAAACCAAGAACAACAAGUGA
Messenger RNA from Pyricularia grisea, 2679 nucleotides. RefSeq lists its product as uncharacterized. Gene Ontology annotation, molecular function: tripeptidyl-peptidase activity; serine-type endopeptidase activity. The transcript has 2 exons. NCBI's taxonomy places the organism in Eukaryota, Fungi, Ascomycota, Sordariomycetes, Magnaporthales, Pyriculariaceae. Gene Ontology annotation, biological process: proteolysis. The record is from RefSeq and is a predicted model, not a curated record. Gene Ontology annotation, cellular component: cell wall; cytosol; membrane. The coding region runs from base 1 to 2679 and encodes 892 amino acids.